Molecule: messenger RNA, 3052 nt
Organism: Antechinus flavipes (yellow-footed antechinus)
Lineage: Eukaryota; Metazoa; Chordata; Mammalia; Dasyuromorphia; Dasyuridae
Product: V-type proton ATPase subunit S1-like protein
Cellular component (GO): proton-transporting V-type ATPase complex
Source: RefSeq, a predicted model, not a curated record
GGUUCUCCCCUGAUUGUUUUCACGGAUUAACAGAUGUGCUUGGCUUGAAGAAACUGAUUAAUUUCUUGAUGGAAAGAAAAACCCCUUUCCGCUUUUCACUCAUUUUUUUAUCUGUAGGAUUUUCCCUGACAGCUGACCAAAUGUUUGCAAGCAUGAAUAUCAGCACUGUUUCUUUGGCAGAUCAGAGGCAUGAUGGAGAUGUGAAGACAAUCUCAAAUUUUAAAUCAAAACCAACCCCACAGGGCAUCAACUACAAUCUCAUGAAAAAAGGAAAUCUAGAGAGAAAACCUUGGAAGACCUUCAGCCCCAGACAUCUCAUUCCCAUUAAUGUCUCAAUCAAUGGAACUCCUUGCAUUCUUUUCUGGGCUAAGAGAAUAACAAUUAAAUUUAAAAACCAGCCUUUGUUGGACCUCACAGAUAAAACAUUUGGAAAAGAGGCAAGAGUGGAUGUUGGCAAUUCAAACUGCAGUGAAGAACAUGCCAUGCUUUCCCUGAAAUUUGGUGAUAUUGACAAUCUAAAAGGACUUGACAUCAGAUUCAUCUUGGUCAACUAUAAUAGAUUGUCUGUUCAGAGCUGGUUUAGUUUACAUAGAGUUCAGAUUCUUUAUAAUAAUUCAAUCCAAGCAACUUUUAAGGCAACUCGAAUUCAUGCUCCAUCAAAGUACUCCUAUCACUGUCAGCAUGUCAGCAGUAUGCAGAGAUACGACGCGCUUUUGGUGCCCAGCUCCGCAAAUGACAUCUCAAGGCAAUGGGAAGUCACUUUUAUUGAUUUCCAGAUUCAAGGUUUUAAUAUCACAGGCCAGUUUUCUUAUGCCAGAGAUUGCGCCUCGUUCUUCUCCCCGGCCAUUCUGAUGGGCCUGGCUAUGUCCUUGAUCCUGCUGCUGGUGCUGGCUUAUGCCCUACACAUGCUGAUCCACCUGAAGUCCCUCGACAGGCACUAUGACCACAAAGCAUCGCCCCCCUACUUUGUGCCGAUGAAAGACCUCGAGGUGGCUGCCGAAGAGAAGGAGCCAUUGCGGAGCCAUGGGCACGACUGCCAUGAACUGAGAAGCCCACACAUCUGCAACAUUUAUGUAUAGUAGUUCUCCUCUUCCUCCACCUCCUACAGCUUGUGGGCUGGGUUUUUGCUGUUUUGUGUAAUUUUACUUGCAAAUUAGUUAAAGGUUUGCACAGGAUGACAUGAUUUUAAUGGAAAAGAAGAGAAAAGGAAAGGAAAAAAAAAAAAGAAAUUCCUGUUUUUUCUGCUUAGUUAUAAAUGCCCUUUGAUCCUUGAAGGAGGCUUCUUCCAGAAAAGAGAUCACGUAGUCCAAAGCUUGUGUUGAAGCCACAGAAAGUGAGCACACCAUUACCAGUCUAGAAUUAGAAAGGACAUUCGAGUCCAGCCUCUUCAUUUAUAGAUGAGAAAACUGUGCAGAGAUUUGUCCAAUACUGGAUAGCUAUUAAAGGGACUGUUGGAAUUUGAACACAAGUUUUCUGCCUCCAUGUAUUUCCACUAAAUAUAUUUUAAAGAACCUCAAAAAGGUACCAAAAAGGAAGAAGCCAUGUAGAAUGGGGACUGUUCAUGUCUUCUCAACAGUCCAUUUAGCAAAAGCUUUGAAAUCUCCAUCAACAUCUAUAGAGAAGAUGACUUCAGAAUCUAUCAGAGUGUUUUAUUCUGCUUUUCUUGAUCACUUGACAUUGGAUGUGAUAUUCAGGGCCAGCUCUAUAGCAAAAUUAUGAAAUGGGGACAUUUAUUUGACACCUCUAAUGUCUUCCAUAAAGCUCCCUCUCCUCUCUUGCUUCUACCUAUGUCCUACAUGCAGAUCUAUUCUGUGUCCACCUCUUGAUAAUCCUAUCAAUCCAAUCAAUUCUUUCAUAGGAUUUUUUUACAUUUUAAUAAGAAAUUCUUAGAAAACCCCAAAGCCUUCAAAUCUCAUAGAUCAUAUGAAUUAAGCUAUGCUGGUGGGAGCAGGUGGUGGAUUUGAUAUUUCUGAAUAGUGGUCAAAGGCAUUCUUUACCUUUCAUCUCCUCAAACAAGUUGCCUACUCUAAGACUGGACCUGCUGCUGUUUAUCUUGGCUGAGACAUUCUGAGUUCUUGUUAUAUCACUCUAUAAAAAGCUUUCCUUGUUUUUUACAUGUUUCAGACACAGAUGAGGGAAAUUAACCAGUGAUUAUGUAGAAAUGUGGGUUUGAACAUCUCCAAAUCUCCCAUGCAAUUAGUAGGCUUUUUCCUUGCCUAACUGAGCAAGGAGUUUUACAAUACAUGAAUAAGCUUAAUUCAAAACUUCUAGAUGGAUAAAACUAAACUGAUGUAGGACUGUUGUAGAAAGUUUAGGGUCUUGGAUGGGGGGGGGGCAAGAAUUUUCUCUGUGAUGCCAUGAGGGAAUGAAAUAUUAUAAUGUGUGCUCCUGGACUAGAAAGAAUCAUGAAAACUGAAGGAGAUUUUUAUUAAAGAUUACAUCAGAAAGCUAAAGUAUUACUUCAUCUCUCUGGCCAAUUAUAGUUUUUUAAUGUGCAUUUAAAUUUUUUAACCACUCCAUACCUUUUAUGAUAAUUAAAUAUAGUCAAAAUAAACAAAUUUACAUGACAUUGAGGUCCAUAUAACGUAAGUCUCAUUCUGCAUAUUUAUUAUCUCACUGUUAAGAUUUGGUUCUCUGGAAUCAUGGCUGAUCAUUUAAUUAAACAAAGUUCUCCAGUCUUUCAAAAUAGUUCAUUUUCACAAUGUUGAUAUCAUGGUAUAAACUGUUCUCCUGAUUUUGCUCAUCUCAUUCUGUAUCAGUUACUACACAUCUUCCCAGGCUUCUCUGAAAUAGUCUUUUUCAUCAUUUCAAGUAGUAUUCUGUUAUAUUCAUGAAUCAUCAUUUUUUCAGCCAUUCUACAAUUGGUGGACACACCCUCAGUUUCCAAUUCUUUGUCAUUAUAAAAAGAGCUGCUAUAAAUAUUUUUUUGUACAUCUAAAACCUUUUCCUCUUUGACCUCUUUGAGUUAAUAUGCACUUUUAAUUACCUACUUCUUAUAUCCUUUUUCCUGAAUGUGUAUAUUCUUCUCUUGUAAAUAAACCUUUAAAAUGUA